This is a messenger RNA of Drosophila albomicans, 6949 nucleotides long. It is a transcript of the gene Zdhhc8, whose product is annotated as palmitoyltransferase ZDHHC8. NCBI's taxonomy places the organism in Eukaryota, Metazoa, Arthropoda, Insecta, Diptera, Drosophilidae. The record is from RefSeq and is a predicted model, not a curated record. Gene Ontology annotation, biological process: protein palmitoylation. Bases 1407 to 4322 code for a protein of 971 amino acids. Gene Ontology annotation, molecular function: palmitoyltransferase activity. The transcript is spliced from 10 exons.
AAAUUGAACUUGCGGUCACGCUGACGGGCGAGGAAAUUAUGCACAGCGAGCGCGGUGUUGUGGUUAUUUUUUUUAUUUAUUUUUUCGUAAAUACAUAUAUACCAAAAAGUGCAUAAUUGGAAUGAAGUGCAAACCAAAAAAAGUGUUCGUUACAAAAGUGAUGUAUGUGCUGCACUUUGUUUCGAUUGAAAGUUAAGAAGCGCACACGGAUAAAAAAAAAUAGCAAACACCAAGCAACCAACCAACGAAUCAACCAACCAACAACAACUACUACUGCAGGCAACGCCAUCAGCCAUCAUCACUGCCGCCGCUUGUUGUGUGGAGUGGUGUUGGGUGCGGAAAGUGGAGUGUGGAGAGGUGAAAAGCGGACGAACGAACGACGGACUCGAGGAAUAUCGCAAAAAAAAUUGCAACAACGUGCGUACGUUUGUGGCUGUGUAUGCGAGUGGUGUAUGUGUGUGUGUGUGUAGAAAAAAGCAUUAAAAAGCCAGAACAAGAAGAAUAAUAAGAAGACGAAGAAACAGCAGCAGCAACUCGAAUGUAUAUAGGAGAAAAAAACGCAAACGAAUCGAAAGAGCGCAAGGUGGGAACCAAGAAUAACGAACGACAGCAAAAAGGGCGACAGGCAAAAAAAAAAAUAACAGACAAGAAAAACAGGAGUACAAAAUUACGAACACACUGACCGAAAAGGGAAGAAGAAGCACGGCAACAGCCACAACAACAACGACAACAACAAAAUGCUAGGCUAGCGCCAAGAGCAAACAAUUAAAAUAGUUUUCAUUUGGAUAAAGCGAAAAUCGCGUUGCUCCACCACGCUUUGUGUGCGUAUGCGUUUGUGUAUGUGUGGGUGUGUGAGUGGGUGUGUGACGAUGUGUUUUUAUAACGUCGCCUAAUUCACAGCAAACAGCAGCAGCAGCAGCAACAAAACGUUCGCAAAAUUACAAAAGUGAGACAGAAGCUGGAGCUGGAAAAUCAACUUGUAAUUGUUGCACUAGCGACACAACCUAAUAACAACAAAUACCACAGCUAGCAGCAGCAAUUACUAAAUAAAUAAAAAUCGAAUAAAAAAAACAACAACACGCUCGAUCCAAAAUUACGCGUCGUCGCCUCGCCGUCUCUUACAUCGUUUUCCGUCUCUGUCUUGCACUUGCAGUUGCAUACGAUCCGGCAUCGCUACGUCACCGUUAACGCUAUCGUCAUCGUUAUCGAGCUAUCGACUAAGUCUACUACUAUUUCUACUACUACCAUCACUAUUACUAGAACAACAGCAACUGGAACAACUACAACAACAACUACAAGUGCAUCAUCAGCAGCAUCGUCAUCCAAAGCCACAAAACGGAGACGCCAACUGACGUUGGGGCAGAAACAACAAGCAUAACAACAGAUACAACACAUACACAUACACAAUGCCCAAAUGCGAUGUGAAAACCCGCUACAUUCCGGCGACUUUCGCAUGGAUUGUCCUCUUACUGACCACAUUUCUCUUCUUCUUCUAUCCCUGCCAGUACUAUGUGAAGACACAUCCUUGGGUGCUGGCAUAUCAGGGCGUUAUCACAUUCUUUGUGCUGGCCAACUUUACGCUGGCCACAUUCAUGGAUCCGGGCAUUAUACCCAAAGCCUCGCCCGACGAAGACUGUGAAGAGGAGUUCCGUGCACCGCUCUACAAGAAUGCCGAAAUCAAUGGCAUCACCGUCAAAAUGAAAUGGUGUGUCACCUGUAAAUUCUAUCGCCCGCCCCGCUGCUCUCACUGCUCUGUCUGCAAUCAUUGCAUCGAGACAUUUGAUCAUCACUGUCCGUGGGUGAACAAUUGCAUUGGGAGACGCAACUAUAGAUUCUUUUUCUUCUUCCUCGUCUCACUCUCCAUCCAUAUGCUAAGCAUAUUCUCGCUAUGCCUCUUCUAUGUGCUCAAAAUCAUGCCAAGCAUCAAACAGACGGCGCCCAUUGUCGCUAUGAUACUGAUGGGCCUUGUCACAGUGCUGGCAAUACCAAUAUUUGGCCUUACGGGCUUCCAUAUGGUGCUGGUGUCGCGGGGUCGCACCACAAACGAGCAGGUGACGGGCAAAUUCAAGGGCGGCUACAAUCCAUUCUCACGUGGCUGUUGGCACAACUGUUGCUACACGCAGUUUGGACCCCAGUAUCCAAGUUUGCUGAAGCCAAAGAAGUAUGCAUCGAGGAGAUCACAGACACAGAAUCAAGCGAUAAGCACUAUUUGCAACGAUCGGACCAAUCAACAGACCAACUCCGGCAGCGGCAGCGGAGCAGGAGCCGGCGGCAAUGGCAGCACGGCCGGCGUAGGCGUUGGCAGCGGCAUGCGCGGCACUUCGGUACAAUAUUCACCCCGCUCCUUCUAUGAUACGAGUCGGGAGAAGCGUGGAAUUCAGGUAAAGACUUAUAUGGCCGAGGGCAAUGGUUAUAAUCAGCGGUCGGGCAGCACAACGCUUUAUAGUAAGCUGUCGCCGGGUCGCGAAUGCUCGGACACGGAUCUGGAGCCGCCGCAAGCGUCACAGAGUCAAGACUGCGAGCCGACGCCGCCGUUGCAGCGUCACAACUCGAGCAACUUUUACCUGCCGCAAGUGAGCGACACGACGCCCGGUGGCAUCAACAUGGCCAGCAUGAACAACGGCAACAUUGCCAGCGGUGCUGGUGCACCAAAUUCAUCCACACAACCAGGCGGUGGCGGUGGUGGCGACUCGCCUCGCCAUCUACGCAUGUAUCAUCCUCGACACAGUCCGCACGCAAGGCCCAGGGGACUGGAUCCACAGCGAGGCUACACGAGUGACGCACUCUCGCCGGACCAUCCGGGUGCCGGGUAUGUGGUCAACGGUGGUCAGGUUGGCGGCGUCGUUCAGGGUCAGGUAGCACAAAGUCAGCGUGGCAGCGGCGGUGUCGGUGGCGGCAAUACCACUGCCACGCCCACCAUGCAACAACGAAUCAAGCCACUGGGCGUGGCCACGCCACUUGUGAUGGCAAGUCCAGUGAGAAGAUCCAAUCCAGGCACGCCGACGCAGCCGCGACGUCCCGACUUCAUUGGCCUCAAUGCGCAGGCUGCCCAACAGCAGCAGCAGCAACAAGCGGCAGCGGCGGCCGCAGCUUACUAUGAGUACACGAGUGGGUUGCCGCCACAGCAUCCGCAGGCGCCGAGCAUUCAGCAGCAGCAGCAACUGUUGCUGCAGCAGCAGCGAGUCAUGCUGCAGCAUCAGCAGCAGCAACAGCAAGCAUUGCAACAGCAGCAACAAUCGUUGGCCCAAGCGGCCUACGGCGGCAGUCCGCAGCGUCGCUUCCUCUCCGAAGGCGAACUGGUUCGUCAGGGCACCGGCGGCAACGAGUUGUCGUAUGCACGCUCCAACAAUACGGUGGAUAAUAUACGCGAGCUAGCUGGCAGUCCGCAGCGCGGCGUCUACAUGUGGAAGGACACGUCGCCCGGCUUCAGUACGGCACCUGGUGGGAAUGUUGGUGGCGUGCCAGCCUCGGUGAGCAUGGCCAGUAGUGCGGGCACACUGCCAAACAGCAGCAGCAUCUCGGCGGCCGGUGCGCUUCAGCAUGGCCAGUAUAUCACCGCCGGCGCCGGUGGCCAUCCACUAAUCAUGACGCAUUCGCGUCUGCAGGACUAUGCCAAUCAACAGCAACAUCAACAGCAGCAGCAGCAGCACCAGCACCAACAACAGGCUGCCGUUGCAGCUGCCGCCGCUGCAGCAGCAGCAGCCGCUUCAUAUCAUCGCUCGAAUCCCACAAGUCCCACAACCAUGCCACAGACAUCUGCUGCCCAAACCUAUAUCUUACGCUAUGGCGGCGGCGCCACUGGCGCUUCGGGCAGCAGCGGCAGCAUUGCCAAUGUCGCUGCGUCCAACAACAAUGCCGGCAACAGCAAUGUCAACACUAGUGGCGGGUAUCAGCCACAGCUGCGUGGCGGCGUUGCUGUCUUUCCACCCAAUCCGAUGGGCGGUGUGAGUGUGAGCAGCGCAGCGGGCGCAUUGCAACCGCAGCCAUCGCCGCAAAUCAAACGCAAGCAGACGCCAACGCGACCCAUGAGCUUUGUGCGCGCCCUCGAGAUGACGGACUCGAUGGAGAUGCAAUCGCUGGAGCAACAGCAGCAGCAACAGGUCGCUGCCGCAGCGGCCGCGGCUGCGAAUAUGGCACGCAACAAUGGCGGAUUGCCGAGCGGCGUGGUGCCCACGAGUCUGGCCCAACAGAAUGCAGCGGCUGCCGCAGCGGCGGCGGCAGUUGGACGCAGUGCAGCGGCGGCGGCAGCGGCACAGAAUGCGGCGAGCGGCACACCGGAUCGUGCCAGCAUCUAUGAUAUGAACUAUGAGAUCUCUGUAUAACCCGUGGUUGUGCCCGUCGUCAUAAUGCCACCCGCCUCAGCAGCAGCCGCAGCCGCCGCUGCAGCAGCAGUACCGGCAACGUCGACGGCCGCCUUCUACGCCCAACAGCAGCAGCACCAACAGCAGCAGCAAGUUCACUACACAACUGAUGUCGUGGAGCCGGCGGCGUACGCUUCGGUGCCGGUGCCCAUGCCCAUGCCCUUGCCAAUGGUGAGCAGCGGCAAGCAGAGCAAUGGCAUCAAUCAGAGUCACCUCAACAUCAGCAGCAACAGCAGCAGCAGCAAGAUGCCAAACAAGCGCAAGUUCUCCACGUUCUUCUGAAGCAGAGUCACCCAAGCCCGAACCCAAACCCAAGCCCAAGUUUUGUAUAUAGUAAUUCCCUCGAUUAAGUUAAUUUAACUAUCGCAUGCGCAUUUGCUUAUCUUGGGCGCGUUGUUGUUUAUUAUUUUAUUUCUAAUUUUAUUUAAAUUCAAUUAUUUUAUUUUAACUUUUUUUUUUAUAAAUUUAAUUUAGUUGCAUACUUUUAAUGAUGAUUACAAAUAGCAGAGAUUUUUUUUAUUUAAAUUUGAUAAUGCGAGAGAAACGAAACGAAAACAGUUUUAGAAAUAGCCAACGAGAAGGUGAAAGGAAUAGAAAAGAAGAGAAAUGAACUGAACGAAACGGAACGGAACGAGAACGUUUAUUUUGUACACGCUUUUAGUCUUUUUUACUGCAUUAGACACGGGAAACUCGAUGUGCUUUUAUAUUGUCAAUAUAUAAAUAAUUAUGGUAACAAAUCUAAUUACGAACUAAGUUAGACUCAACAAAGAAAACAACAAACCCACAAUCGAGCAAAUGUAAUGUACAUGUAACCUAAUCAAAUUGUACACGAAACUAUGUAUCAAUAUAUAUAGCGUAUAUAUAUACACACACACACACACCCACACAUAUAUAUACAUGGUAUUAUAUAUAUAUAUAUAUAAAUUUAUAUUGCAUCUAACGACUUGCGAUUGCGGCUCGAGUUGGUGCUAACAAUAUUUGACAGCAAGUCGUGAUUUGUUUCACAACGUUCUUUUCGUUUUUUUGUUGAAUUCUUUUCUUGUUUUUUGGCUUUUGUGUCGUCGUCCGUCUCUAAUAUCGUCCACACACACUUCUUAACUUGUAUGUAUUUGUACAUAAGUCGUAUGUAUAUUUAUGUAUUUAUGUAACGUAUGUCUAAUGUAUAUGUGUAACCAUGUAUUAUGUUAAGGCCCAACCUGUUUCAGCCCAGCAUUUAGCCAGACAGCCAGCUAAAAAAAAAGAAGAAAAAAACAAAACAAAACGAAAAAAAAAUGAUAAGAAAAGAUAUGAAAAAUCAAAAAACACUAAAGAUAUGUACUGUUGUAACACAUGUGGCCCGUACUUAUAUCAUUUAAAGAAAUAAUACUUUGUUUGUUGUUAUGUUUUUAAGUCAGAACUAGGAUUUAUUUUAUGCUCCACUCCAUUUCGCUUUGUCUGGUCCUAAGAACCCAGUUUCCAAUUUUUUUUUAUUCUCAUUUUCCCUCCAGUAGCUAAUGUUAAAAUAUAUUUGGGAAGGAGUCGCGAGAAUGGUUGCGAGAUUUUGUAUUUUAGUUUGCAAAACAGAUAAAACCAGUAGAAGAAAGAUAAAGAUGCAACAAAUUCAAUAGAAUUAAUGUUUGUAAUAAAGCUAGCAAGAUAUUAUGAAUUCAACAAGUGUUGUUCACACGCACAAAGGACGCAGAUUAAGAGAAGGGCCCAAGAGAAAUAACAACAACAACAACCUAACAACCUACCAUAUAUGUAUGUAUGUAUAACAAAAAAGAAUACCACAAGAGUAUGUAUGUUUGUGUAUAUCCAGCUCUGUAUAAUCCAUGUGUACGUGUGCAACACAAAAAAAGAGAAAAGAAAGAAAGAAGUAAUAUUUAAUAAAAAGAAACAAAGAGUAAACCAAGCGAAACGACGAGAAUUAAUAGGCGAUUAGAAGAUGAAGUAUAUGAAGUAUUUAUUGUAAGUGUUUUUUGCUAACAAAUAUGAAUAAUAUUAAUGAAUUGAAAUUGAAAUUGAAGCGAACAUUCAAAUACUUAUGCGAACGACAUAUAUAUACUAUAUGUAUGUACAUUUAAAUAUAUAUAUAUAUAUGCAAUUGUAACUGAAAGCGAAACCGAAAACAAGCAAAUUGUAACAAAAACAAAAAACAUUGUUUUAGAUUUUUAUACCAAAUUUAAUUAAUGUCCAAUCAUGUUGUUUAACCAAUAUACAUAUAACAAAAAACAAAUUCUAUAUAUAUAUGUAUAUAUAUUGAUCCAUAUAUAUAUAUAUGUAUUUUCAUUCAGUUAUACAGUCAAAUCGAGGAUACUCAAAGAGUGUCUGCAUAGAAGAAAUGUCAACAGUUAGCAAAUGAUACAGAUGAGAAAAAGAGAGAGAGAGAGAGAGAGAAGGAAGUAGAGGGUGAGAAAGAGAAAGCACAAUUGCAACUAUCACAUUUGCGACUGUCACGCUCUCAAUUGUUUUGUCAUUGUUUUACCUUUUUUUUACAUUUUUUUGUGUAUACUGUGUGUACUUUGUAAAUUAUACAAGUAAUUAAAAUAAUUAAAUAACAUAAACAGCAAGGCAAUUAAUAUAUAAUAAAGAUAAUAAUGAAAAACAUA